AUGCCGGCCACUAGAGUCAUCAAGCAAACCCCGGUGGAGCCUUCGGGGAAAACUGUGGACAGAGCCAGACCGGUGAAGGUGAAGGCGGUUAACGGAGCCCAGAGUGAACUCAAAGUGCCCACUGUGCGGAGAGGCCGCGCGUCGAGCUGCCCCAGGUUUUCGCAGAAGGACAAGGGUCAGGAGGGGGGCUCCGGGCCGAGGCGCACGGGCCUGAAACCGGGCUGUGAGAGGAGGGCCAGGUCCAGCUCCAACGCGCCAAGAAAUAAACCGGACGGUCGGAAGGUGGCCAGCUCGGUGAGGAGUGCCAACAUGACCCCGAAAUGCCCGAGGAUGAGCCUGUGUCAGCGGGAGCAGAGGGGGGUCAGGGCGGAGAUGAAACAUGCCAUUCAGAGGUGAGAUAACCUGGAUUAGUAAUAGAGAUGCACGAUCCAUUUUUUUCCGAGCCAAUCCGAUAUCGAUACCUGGGCUAAGCGUAUCGGCCGAUUUCCCAUACCGAUCCAAUACUACUGUUGAAUGAAUGAACUUUAUACCUUGCCCUGUGUGUGAAGGCAUCAGGCUUGACAUUAACCUUAUUGAAAAAAGGUAGCAAAUUAACACAAAUAUAAAUUUACUUAAUAUUAUUGAUUAACAAAUAACAAAUCGCACAUUAGCUCACAGCAAAAAGAAGUAAGACUUCCAUGUAUUAAAAGAAAAAUUAAUUUAAAGAAAAAAAAAGACUGGAUCGGCAUCAUUCAUCAGAUAUCCAAUCCAGUUAAUUAGUCAAUAUAAGUCAAUAUAUAUCGAAGCCGAUAUCCGAUCCAAAUAUCGGAUUGGUGCUGGUUAGUAAGUUAGUAAGCCUUAUUCUGCAACACUCUGUGUCUUCUCCUCUGAAACAGCUGUUAAAGCUGCUGUAAGGAGUUUUAUCUGAUCAUGAAACAGCUGUAAGUAAAACCUGUGUUUUUAAUACCUGUGAAGGAGCCUGGAGGUUGUUAGAAAAGGUAUAUAGGCUUUUUAUUUACAUAAUACUGCUGCUUAAGAUACUACAUUCUGAUUAGUCUUUACAUUACAAUAGUUUGUCAAUGUCAGCUUUAUUUAUAUAGCACGUUUAAAAACAGCCAGUGGCCUACCAAAGUGCUUUACAGUAAAAUAGCCAGAAACAAUAAGAACUAUAAAAACAAUAAAAGCAUAAAACAUAUAAAAAUAUUAAACAACAAAUAAAUAAAAGACCCAAGUAAAGUAGCUAUAUCCCCAAAAGCUAAAGUGAACAGGUGUGUCUUGGUGUUUUAAAUGUGGAAAAGCUAUCGCAGUGCGCACUGUCAGGGGUAAAGCAUUCCACAAUGUGGGAGCCACAACAGAAAAUGAUCGAUUUCUCCUAGAUUUUAAAAAAGCUCCAGGAACGUCUAAAACCACCUGAUUAGCUGACCUCGGAGUUCUGGAGGGCAGAUGCAAUUUAACAAGGUCAGACAGAUAUUUUGGGAUGUUCAGAGACAUAAAAACAAAUAAAAGAAUCUUAAAAUCGAUCCUGUACAGGGAGCCAGCUAGUUUGUUGCAAUGGUCUGUUAUUUCUUGCUAGCAGUCAGUGACAAAGAAGAACAGACUGUUGCCAUAGAUACCAUUCUACAGUUCUUACACUAAUACACAGCAAAUGUCAGUUAAUUUGACAAAGGAAAGGGAAAAUCAGAAUGAGAGAGGGUUUGAUAUUUGAUUAAAAGAAAAUGUAAUAUGUUUAUGCUUAACAUGUGAGAAACAUAGUCUUUAUUCCCAUUUCCACAGCAUACAUUACAUAAGAAAUUAUAUGUAGUAUAGUGAGCAGGUGGGCAAACACUUUUUCUUACAGCUUAAAAGUGAUUUUCAGAGUGAUUCCUGCCAUUUCCUCCUGUUAGUCUGGGGUCAGGUUAUGGAGGUAGUGGUUUAAACAAGUUGCCCUAAAAAUCUCUCUCCCGGCAACACUUUCCACCUUCUCCUGAGGGAUCCAGAGGUGUUUCCAGGCCAGGUGGGAUAUAUAAUCCCUCUGGUGAGCUCUGGAUCUACCCAAGGGCCUCCUUCUGGUUGCAACACACUUGGAAAAACCUCUAAAAACCACCUUAACCAACUGGCACCUGUGCAAAGGAGCAGUGCCUCCCUUUUAUGCCACAUUGUCAACAGGCAGAGGUGAAAUGUGCCGGAUUUGUCCAUCUAAAAGAUUCUUUCAGGGGUUUUGAAUUUCUCUUUUUGCUGUUGUUAAGCCCUGUGGGCCAUAAAAUAUCAGGUAUCUAUAUUUUGACAGAGUGUAAAUGGACAGCUAAAACCAGACCGUUCUGUUAGAUUCCAGUCUGGUGGGCUGUGUUCUGGUCUCUGUACUGGUCUCUGCAUAAAGUCAGGUAGUCGCCCUGCUGCUGCAUGUCACCAUCUGUUCCUCUGGAUUAAUCCCCCUCAGUCCUCACGGAGCUGCAGGUGAACUUUAGCAGACUUGCCUGUCACUGUAAACAUCCACUGACAACAGAUGCUUUCUUUAAUUGAUUCAGACUUUAGAGCCAGGAGCUGCUUCUACGGAGGGAGAGAGGGAACAGAUUUCAAAAGGCGAAGUGCUCUCUCGUUCUGUGCUGGUGGACUAUCAGCUGAGGGCCUGUUUGUCAUUGAAUCCACCACAGAGUCUUCACCAGCAUGUGUUCUUGUGUUUCAGUUACAGAGCUUUCACUGUCAUCCCCCCGAACCCUAAGAAACGAAGAGAGAUCCAGAGGAGUGAGUCGCCCUCAUCUUACACCAUCUGUAACCUGGUGGUUUUUUUUAUGUUUGGUUAACAUUCGUUGUAAUUUGUGAUUGGUGGAGCAGAGGCGGAGGCGGAGCUUGCUGCGUUGGAGGAGCUUCGGUUGAGCAGAGCGAUGGCUUAUGUCUCCAUUAACCCCAGCAGUGUUGGUGAGACGCAGCUACACAGUCUUUCUUCUUUUCAUGUAGGGGAGAGUGGGGUAAGUUGAGCCACCCCCUGUUGCUUGGAAAUGGUAAAAGAAAUUGAUCAUGUGACCAAAUAUUUAGGAGAUGGGCAUCAAUUCAUGGAGUCAGUGAAGGUUAGAAGCACAUGGGUGAAGAGGUUAGACAUUUAUUUAUAUAAAAAAAACAUUUUUCACCCUUUAAAGUUAAAUUAGUCUGUCAUAAGUUUUGUUGGAAUUGUGUUCAGACCAAAAAAGAUCAUUUUAAAUUUGUUUUAUACAUCAAUUGUGGCAUCUAGGAGCUACAACAUGAGGUCAAAAUCCUAACAUAGAAGUCCACUUUAGCAUUUUAGAGGACUGAUAAAGUCAGAGACAAAACUGUAGUGAUCUGAAAUAUGAAAAAUGGCUCAUCUUACCCCACUCUCCCCUACUCCACGUUCUUUAGUGAUACUCUUAUAUCUUUUAACCGCUGGAGGAAUCCUCCUUUAAUCUGAGUGUGUGUGUUGGUGUGUUUUUGUGUCAUCAGGCGGCUGUAUGAGCCUGGAGGAGGUACGGUCGAAGCAGCAGCAGGAAAUGAUGAAAGCCAAGAGGAAACAGAAACCGGUCAGACAACUGAUGACUUGUUUACAUUUUAUUCAUUUCAAGAAUCCAGUUGUGCUCAUAAGAACUCCUGAAACAAAGUGCAUGUUUUACAGUUGUGAUGUUUGGGAAUCCAGUCGAGGCCGGGAGCAACGGGACAUCUGUCUCUUUUUUAAAUAUAGAAAAGCAUCUGCGUUUUGUGCCCUGACGGUCUUUGUGUUUCUUUUGUUUCAGAUAAAGAACCAAGUGAUGGAGUCAACGCCUGUCCUGGAAGUCUGA
This is a messenger RNA of Xyrichtys novacula (pearly razorfish), 3743 nucleotides long. NCBI's taxonomy places the organism in Eukaryota, Metazoa, Chordata, Actinopteri, Labriformes, Labridae. The record is from the annotation of a GenBank genome assembly.